CUAGGAGGCUAUCCUCUUCUCUCUCUCUCUGCGCUAAAAGGAGGAAGCCGAGCUCGGCGAACGAGAGGAAAACCCUAGAGAGACAAGGGGGAGAGAGAGAGAGAGAGAGAAGCGGGGAGCAAUGGUGCAGCGUCUCACGUACAGGAAGCGGCACAGCUACGCCACCAAGUCCAACCAGCACCGGGUCGUCAAAACCCCCGGCGGGAAGCUAGUGUACCAGACCACCAAGAAGAGAGCCAGCGGCCCCAAAUGUCCCGUCACUGGCAAGAGGAUUCAAGGGAUUCCUCAUUUGAGACCUGCUGAAUACAAGAGGUCAAGACUCUCAAGAAAUCGCCGAACUGUGAACCGUGCAUAUGGUGGAGUAUUGUCUGGAGGAGCUGUGCGUGAGAGGAUCAUUCGUGCCUUUUUGGUGGAAGAGCAAAAGAUCGUGAAGAAGGUUUUGAAGAUUCAGAAGGCGAAGGAAAAGCUAGCCUCUAAGAGCUGAGAUUGUUAUACCACAGUGCUUUUGGCACUUUGAGAGUAAUUUUGGCGUUUGAAUUCGUGACAGUAAUGAGUUGUUGGACUUGAAUUUGCCUUUUCUUAGGCUGGUUGAAACAUAUAUCUACCGCUCCUUUCAUCA
Molecule: messenger RNA, 619 nt
Organism: Syzygium oleosum
Lineage: Eukaryota; Viridiplantae; Streptophyta; Magnoliopsida; Myrtales; Myrtaceae
Product: 60S ribosomal protein L34
Exons: 4
Coding region: 122-484 (120 amino acids)
Biological process (GO): ribosome biogenesis; translation
Cellular component (GO): cytosolic large ribosomal subunit; ribosome
Molecular function (GO): structural constituent of ribosome
Source: RefSeq, a predicted model, not a curated record